Molecule: messenger RNA, 540 nt
Organism: Haemonchus placei
Lineage: Eukaryota; Metazoa; Nematoda; Chromadorea; Rhabditida; Trichostrongylidae
Source: the annotation of a GenBank genome assembly
AUGACACCAUCAAGAAAGCUAUACAUGCAAGCUUGUAGCGUGAUUUAUAAUGAGAAAUACUGCGGUUCAGUUCUUGAUGCGCACCUCUUUGUAGGAAAAGUCAAAAUUCGACUGUGCGGUCACCGUGAGUGGCGGUUUUUUUUACGGCUCCUUAGAACACCACUUCUUUUUCAUUCUCCCUGCUUUUGCUUCAUCAGUUAAUCAGCGUUCCUGUUCUCUGUCUACCUGACAACUAUCCUGUGAUUUUGUUCUUCGGUAGCCUGGAAUUUCUAUUUGUUUUUUGAAUUUUUAGUUCAUUGACGCCAUUGCACUUUAUUGACUGCUUAUCGACGGGAGAUCAUGCCCGCGAAGUCCCAGCGCUCAAGUAAAUCAAAAAUACAGACUGACAACUCAACUCAAUCUCAAUCUGCUUCGGUCGAUAGUGUAGAUUUAGGUACGCAGAUUAGCUCUAAUGAAAGCAUCGACUUCAGUGGUUUUAGCGUGUGCCAGCUUCUUAAAGCGCUGCUAGAUCGGAAUACCGAUCCAGUCAUGGAGAAAAUG